AUGGCAGAGGUCUCCGCAGAUAACAGCGCUCGCUUGCCAUAUGACCAGGUCCUCGUCGAUAUCGUUAGCUACGUCUUCCACUACGAGGUGAUCAGCCCGCGAGCAUGGGAGCGUGCCAAAGUUGCUCUGUUCGACGCUUUGGGAUGUGCUUUCGAGACGCUCAAGGAGAGCCGAGAAGCUCGGGAUCUGAUUGGGCCUGUUGUUGAGGGCACCAUUGUUCCAAAUGGCUUCAGGCUACCGGGCACUUCUUUACAGCUGGAUCCUGUCAAGGGAGCGUUUGAUCUAGGGAGCUUGAUACGAUAUCUGGACCACAGCGAUGCCUUUCCGGGGGCAGAAUGGGGUCACCCUUCAGACAAUAUUGGCGCCAUACUGGCCGUCGCAGACCACCUCAGCCGUACCACCACAUUCCCACCCUUGACUAUGCGCACAGUCCUUCAAGCCCUCAUCAAAGCCUACGAAAUCCAAGGUUGCUUCCAAAUACGUAACGCUUUCAACCAGCACGGCCUCGAUCACACCAUCCUGGUCCGCAUCGCCUCUACAGCCGUCGUUGCCCAUCUCCUCGGUCUAUCACAAUCGCAAACUCUCGCCGCCCUGUCUCAUGCCUUUGUCGAUGCUGGGCCCCUACGAUCCUACCGUCAAUCGCCAAAUGCGGGACCACGCAAAGGCUGGGCAGCUGGGGAUGCCUGUAUGCGGGCUGUUCACCUUGCAUUACUCGCCAAGAAGGGGCAGCCAGGCGCACCAACUGUGCUCACAGAUCCAAAGUGGGGCUUAUACACUUCGCUUCUACAUGGCAAAGAGUUCCAGCUUCCCAAGCCCUUCGCUACCUGGGUUGUGGAAAGUGUAUUCUUCAAGAUACACGCAGCAGAAGGCCAUGCUGCUUCAGCCGUGGAAGCUGCCCUCACACUCGCCCGGCAAAUGCGCUCGAGAGAACCGCCCUUGGAUAUGUCGAUCGCAGAUGCUAUAAACCACGUCCGUGUGCGAACCCAGAAACCGGCUAUGAUCAUCAUCAACAAGCAGGGAUCACUGCACAAUGCGGCUGAUAGAGAUCACUGCAUGCAAUACAUGAUCGCUGUAAUACUCUUGAAGGGCAGCAUGAUCACGUCCGCCGACUACAGCGACAGCUCGCCUUGGGCGACUGAUUCAAGGGUUGAGGUUCUGAGGAGGAAGAUUGAGCUGGUGGAGGAUGAGCAAUUCACGGCCGAUUACCACGAUGACAAGAAACGCAGUGCGGCCAAUGCUUUACAAGCCACGCUCCUUGGCGAGGUCAUGGAAGAGGUGCUGGUGGAGUAUCCGAUGGGGCACCCGUGGCGGGAUGAUACUGCUGGCUUGGUCCGCCAGAAGUUCGAAGACAAUGUAAACGGAUUAUUCAAGGGGAGGCAGGCGGAGGAGAUCAUAGGCUUGGCGGAGUUGGGGGUGGAGGAGUUCGAAUAUAUGGGGGUGAAAGAUUUCAUGGAUACGAUGGUUCUCGCUGAGGAGAAAGAGAAAGAAAUACCCCCAGUCAACGACGCUGGAUUGAUGCAACAUACCUCCCAUGAUCUCGCCAUGGCUGAAAUCCCGCCCGUGGACGACCUGACAACCGACAUGCCCGGCUUCACACCGCAGCAAGUGGCCAGUCUGGAAAACAUGAUGAACGCCACCAUCCAUGCCGCCUUGGACGAACGACUCGGCGCCAAAACACCAAAGACCGGAACGCUCGAGCGCGCCCCUGGUGACUCAGCGGUCGAUCUCAACGACAACGACGACGCCACCCCGGUCGAUCCCAUCGAUGAGAGUCCGCCCGCCGAGAAUGCUCCCGCGGACUCUUUGACCAUCGAGAUGCCCGGCUUUACCGAGCAGCAAGUGGCGAGUUUGGAGAGGAUGCUCAAUACCACCGUCAAAGCUGCGCUGGAUGAGAGGCUUGGCCCUCGGGCGGACGUUGGGAUGGUGAACGGGGAUUCGUCCAAAGACGACGUUGAUAUGGCGGAUGAGAGUAUUUCUCCGAGGGGUUCGCUGGUCGAUCACCUUGGGGUGAACGGCGUGGAGGACGGGUCGAGAUUUGCUUGCUGA
This is a messenger RNA of Letharia columbiana, 2046 nucleotides long. RefSeq lists its product as uncharacterized. Gene Ontology annotation, molecular function: 2-methylcitrate dehydratase activity; 2 iron, 2 sulfur cluster binding. The record is from RefSeq and is a predicted model, not a curated record. The coding region runs from base 1 to 2046 and encodes 681 amino acids. Lineage: Eukaryota; Fungi; Ascomycota; Lecanoromycetes; Lecanorales; Parmeliaceae. The transcript is spliced from 2 exons.